Molecule: messenger RNA, 1435 nt
Organism: Vespula vulgaris
Lineage: Eukaryota; Metazoa; Arthropoda; Insecta; Hymenoptera; Vespidae
Product: soma ferritin-like
Exons: 3
Coding region: 220-729 (169 amino acids)
Biological process (GO): iron ion transport; intracellular iron ion homeostasis
Cellular component (GO): cytoplasm
Molecular function (GO): ferrous iron binding; ferric iron binding
Source: RefSeq, a predicted model, not a curated record
GCAAUCGCCUGCAAACGUUCAUCCAUUCUGCAGUUCAUGCGUAACCUCGUUGCAGAUUGUUUUGAAAGAAGAAACCGACAAAGUGUGUCCUUCGUGAAAGAAGUAUACAUAACGUGAAAUUAUCAAACAUUACAUAUCACACGUACACACACAUAUAUACACAUAUAUAUCUAAUCCACACACGUAAUUAAAAGGAAAAAUAAAAAAUCUAUCGAAAUCAUGAGUCUAGUAAGGCAAAAUUUUCAUAAGGAGUGCGAGGAAGGAUUAAACAGACAAAUUAACAUGGAAUUAUAUGCAAGUUACGUCUAUUUGUCUAUGGCGUACUACUUCGACAGAAGCGACGUCGCAUUACCGGGUCUCUAUAAAUACUUUAAAAAAUCUUCCGACGAUGAACGCGAACAUGCAAUGAAAUUUUUGACGUAUCAGAAUAAAAGAGGUGGCGAUGUUGUUUUUACGGCUAUUGAAGCACCUGCGAAAAAUGAUUGGUUAUCUGCGAAGAGUGCAAUGACGGAGGCAUUGAAAUUGGAACAAAAAGUCAACGAGAGUCUAUUGGAAUUACACGCCAUUGCUGGGAAACAUUCCGAUGCAAAUUUUAUGGACUAUUUGGAGACAGAAUUUCUUCAAGAACAAGUGGACUCGAUCAAAGAAAUCGCCGAUUACGUUACAAAUCUCGAAUUGGUGGGGGAUGGUCUUGGAAUUUACGUGUUCGAUAAGGAAAUGAAAGAGUGAAAUUACAUCGUCUAAUUUUUCUUUCCUUAUAAAAUACAAUUUUCAAAUACAUCGCAUAAAUAGAUAAGUUUUAUCUUUAUAAUCUUAAUAUAUUAUAUAUAUAUAUAUAUAUAUAUAUAUAUAUAUAUAUAUAUAUAUAUAUAUAUAACACACACACACACACAGGAUGAAUCAAAAGUUCCUAUGUGAUUUAAGAGAUUAUUUUUUCUUAAGACUUGCUAGGUACAUUUUUUCAAAUUGUAAUACUGCAAGCCCGGGAAUUUUUUCAUAAUUUGAAAAAAAAAAGAAUAAUUAAACCUAAAAAGUCUCGAAAAAGAGUAAUUGAUUUUUAAAAUCACAAGAACUUUUGGCCCAUUCUGUAUAAAUAUUUAUGUAUGUAUGGAUAUAUGCACGUGUAUACACGUAUUCAUUCAUAAAAUAAGAAAUUAGAAAUAGGAACGCAUAUGUCAUUGUUAUCUACGAUCCUGCGACAUAUGGAAAAAAUGCCAAUCCGCAUGGCUUUCGCUUUCAUUCGAUUAAUCAUAAUUCAUAAUGAUCGAAUAGAAGGAAAUUAUAAAGUCGACACACACACAUAUAUUUAAAAACGUAGAUAUUAUAAGUGCAAAAUUAAUGUAACAGAUAUAUACAAUAUAAAUUUUAAACAAAUGUAAAGAAUUAAAUUUACGUAAAAAAAAAAAUAAUAAAAUGUUGGCAACGUUGCUGCGAA